AUUGUACUCCCUAAUAUCAACUUAUACACUGAUUAGAUAAAUGGGGUAGUUUGAUAAAUGAAACUCUUACUCCAAAAUAAAGCAUAAAAAAGUGCGAAGGGUAGCCAAACCCAAACAGGGGAGUUCAAAAAACAUUAAGAAGAGGAACAUGAUUAGCUCCGAAGGGUUUUAUCCUAGAUGCUGAAGAAAGCUUUGAUCAAAUUUCUUUAAAUCUCUCUGGCCGCCGCAAGUUGCAGUGAUGAAAAUCUCGUUCUCCUCUGCUCGUAUCUUUCAAUAGAUAUAAUGGUAGUUUUCUAUCCUAACUGCUUUCUUUGUUCAAUGAGAUGUUUUUCAAGCUUCCCUCCAACAAUUUCUCUGCAAUCCUUAAGAUUUCUACAGUUCUCACCACUUUCAUCAUCAUCAUCAUUUCCUUCCACUCCCUCCCUCAACGUCAUUUCAGAUUUUUUAACAAAAGAAUGUGGGUUUUCCUCUUAUCAAGUGACAACUGUCAUGAGAAGAUACCCACUGCUAUUGAAGAGUAAAUCCGACCACACUGCUAGAGAAGCCAUUCAUAUGUUGAAGGAUUCCGGAUUUACUGACAACCAGCUUAAGAGCACCAUUCUUAGAAGCCCAACCAUACUUUCGCUCACUGUAGAUGGAAACCUGAUGCCCAAGAUGGAAUUCCUGAAAAGUUUGGGUUUGGCUCCUCAGAUUAUAUCUCGCAAUUCCAGAUUGCUUACCAUUAGCUUAGAAAACUCUCUCGGUCCUAAAAUCACCCAUCUUAGAAACCUAUUUGGCUCAAAUGUCCAUUUGUGUCGGGCUCUAAAAAUGGUGCCUGAGCUUUUGACCGCUGAUUUCGAGAAGCAGGUGAAACCUAAAAUGGAGUACGUGAAGAAUAAUAUAGGCGUUUCGGAAGGUUCCACAGCAUUUUUGCGAGCCCUUAAUGCAAUUAUUAGCCAAAGUUUUGAAACCCUGGAAAAGAAGAUUAAGCAUAUGGCGAGCCUUGGUCUGGCAGAGGAGGAAAUUCUUCUAAUUCUUAAGGGCAACCCUAUAAUAUUGAGUUGUUCAACUAAGAAAGUAAAGGGAAACAUCGAUUUCCUGAUAUACAUUGCAGGUCUUAUGCCCAGGAUUUUUGCUACAUAUCCUGUUAUUUUGAGUUAUAGUGUAGAGAAAAGGCUCAAACCCCGUUAUGAAGUCUUCAAAUAUCUGAGGACAAACCAACAAUCCAAGCCUCUACCCAGUCUGCCUACUUUUUUUCAAUUAAGUGAGAAAGAAUUCCUUAAAAGAUUUGGCCAAUACGAUACUGAAAUCAAGUCUAACGAUAAUACAAUCUCCUAAAGCAAGCAUUUUGGAGCAGUGAUGGAAUUUCAAAAUAAAAAAUUAUCACAGAUUCUUCAAGGAUUGGACUGGGGUUGAAGGGCAGGGGACAAGUCUAGGCCAAGGCAUUGUUAUAACUUAUCUUUAUCUUCUAAGUUUCGCUACUGUACCACUUUCAUGAAGAACGCUUUUUUCCAACUACUGAUAAUCAUCAAAAUGUAAUAAAGGACUCUCUUAUGUAUCUAUAAGGCUUUUGUAAGUUUCCUCAUUUUGAUGACCACUGAAUGUUAUAUAUCUGUAAGGCUUUUUUCUUGCUUUCUGUGUCAGUUAUGGACAAGAUCUAGACCGAUGUCAAUAUGUUGCCUUUGUUUUUGCCAAGUAUGGCUUCUAUGUUACAAGUUACACAUUGGAAUCCUUACAUCACUUUGCAAUGCUA
Messenger RNA from Cryptomeria japonica (Japanese cedar), 1732 nucleotides. RefSeq names its product transcription termination factor MTERF9, chloroplastic-like. The coding region runs from base 283 to 1317 and encodes 344 amino acids. Gene Ontology annotation, cellular component: chloroplast. NCBI's taxonomy places the organism in Eukaryota, Viridiplantae, Streptophyta, Pinopsida, Cupressales, Cupressaceae. The record is from RefSeq and is a predicted model, not a curated record. The transcript has a single exon. Gene Ontology annotation, molecular function: double-stranded DNA binding. Gene Ontology annotation, biological process: regulation of DNA-templated transcription; chloroplast organization.